Cucurbita maxima (winter squash) is the source of this 772-nucleotide messenger RNA. Its product is annotated as vascular-related unknown protein 4-like. Bases 24 to 566 code for a protein of 180 amino acids. The transcript has 3 exons. The record is from RefSeq and is a predicted model, not a curated record. Gene Ontology annotation, biological process: xylem development. NCBI's taxonomy places the organism in Eukaryota, Viridiplantae, Streptophyta, Magnoliopsida, Cucurbitales, Cucurbitaceae.
CUCUCUCUAUUAUCUUCCAUAAUAUGGCCAAAGAAAGCUCCGCCCAUACUUCCCUCUUCCACGGCGGCGAUCAGUCGUCGGAGGAGAGUGGUUGGACCAUCUACUUUGAAGAUUUCCUCAACAACCACCACCCUACUAAUCAACCACCCACCUCCUUCUCUUCUUAUCCUCCCUCUCCCGAUCAAAGCUACCCCGUCGCCGAUGCUGCCUCCUCCGUCGUCGACCACAAACUACUCGGCAACCACGACGGAGCCGCCAUGGGUCCCGGGUUUAGCUGCAAGGAUCAUAUCAACUUUUUCAAGAAGAGGAAGAUGAUCUAUGAGUUGUUGGUUGACGAUGAAGCUUUGGAGGACACUGCUAGCUCUCCUGUUAAUAGUCCUAAGGUCUGUGAUUCGAACUACUUCAGUAAAAACCCGAGGCACAAAGGGAAGCUCAUAACUCCUCAGGUAGAUGAGAGAAGAGACAUAGGUGAUUUAAUUGGAAUUGGCAGUGAGUACACAGAAUUGAAGAAAAGAGGGCUUUGCUUAGUACCUUUUUCUAUGAUAAUUAAUUAUAUGGAUCAAUAAUUCCUCUCUCUCUCUCUCUCUCUCUCUAUAUAUAUAUAUAUAUAUAUAUCUAUAUAUCUAUAUAUAUAUAUACUCUCUCUUGUUUGUGUAAAUAUUCAUUUGAUGAAGGGCUAUGUGUUUGUAUAAAAUGUGUAAUAUUAUUGCAAUCAAAUGAAGGCAUAGCCGACUUUCGGUGUUAUAAAUGGUAUCUGAAAAGGUACUGAACA